UUUCCUUCCCUCUUGUUCGCAGAAGCCGCUGUGGCAGAUCACCCGGUAGAUAGUGUUUUACCAGCCCAGUGUCAGUGAUAGUCUCAUAAGACUGUGAUCAAGAUGAGUCAGGCCAUGCAACGUUCAACUGUAUUGGUAUUUAAGCCCAAAAAUGUGGACGCCAUUCUCGGUUUUACGGGAUACAGAGCCGCAAGCACAUGGUGGUCAAAUGUGCCUAUGGGCCCACCGGAUGUGAUCCUGGGUAUCACGGAGGCCUACAAAAGGGACACUGACUCUAGGAAAGUGAGUCUGGGUGUCGGAGCUUACAGGGAUGAUAAUGGCAAACCUUGGAUACUACCCAGUGUGAGGAAGGCAGAAGAAGCCAUAUUCAACAAAAAACUAAACCACGAAUAUGCUCCAAUCGCUGGGGAGGCGUCAUACUGUGACGCAGUGGCUAAGCUGGCUCUUGGAGAUGAUAGCUCUGUCAUUAAGGAGAAGACAAACUGUACAGUCCAGACACUAUCCGGCACUGGUGCGUUGCGACUGGGCUUGGAGUUCAUCAAGACGCACUACGCGAUGCCGAAGGAGAUCUGGUUGAGCAGCCCUACGUGGGGCAACCACCCCCAGAUUUGCAACCACCUGGGGUUAACGGUAAAGAAGUACCGCUACUACGACGCUAAGAAUAUCUCCUUCGAUAUCGACGGCGCUAUUGAGGAUAUCUGCACGAUGCCAGAAGGUUCCAUCAUUCUGCUGCACGCGUGUGCGCACAACCCUACUGGCGUGGACCCUACCAUGGACCAGUGGAAAAAGCUUUCAGAGGCGAUUAUGGCGCGCAAUGUGUUCCCGUUCUUCGACAUGGCGUACCAGGGCUUCGCGACUGGUAGUGUGGACAACGACGCGGCUGCAGUUAGGCUGUUCGUCGAGGCUGGCCACCAGGUCAUGCUAGCGCAGAGUUUCGCCAAGAAUAUGGGUCUGUACGGCGAGCGAGCGGGCGCGCUCACGUUCUUGUGCGGCGACGCCGACAGCGCGGCCAAGAUGAUGUCGCAGGUCAAGAUCAUGGUGCGCACCAUGUACUCCAACCCACCGCUCUACGGCGCGCGCAUCGUCUCCGAGAUCCUCAACACGCCUGAUCUUAAGAGCCAAUGGCUAUGCGACGUGAAAAUGAUGGCUGACCGCAUCAUCUCGAUGCGCAAGGCUCUGCGCAGCGGCAUCGAAGGCGCCGGCAGCAAGCGCAGCUGGAAGCACAUCACUGACCAGAUCGGCAUGUUCUGCUACACUGGGCUUAAACCCGACCAGGUUGAAAAGUUGACCAAGGAUUACCACAUUUACCUGACCAAGGACGGACGUAUUUCAGUCGCGGGAGUGACCACGAAGAACGUGCAAUACAUUGCAGAGGCCAUCCACAAGGUCUCCUCCUAAGCGCAAUGUUUGCACUGCCCUCGACAAAGUGACGUCAUUAACCCAUUGGACUACUCUACAACAAGAUUGAAUCUUAUUACGUUACACAAGAGUUCGCCUAAGUAAUAUUUUAGAGACAAAAACUUUAUUUUGUUUUCUAAGAAAAUAUUCAUGUCUCUAAAGAAAUCUAAGCCGACGCGAUUCUCGCCCAAAUUUAUGGAAAAAUGUUCUUGUAGAGUCGCCUUUUUACUGAGUAAGCGUGUUUAGUGAUGGAUAUGUACUAUGGUAAUGACAGCACCGUGACGUAAGCACUCAAUGAACUAUGAAGCCUAGCAAAAGGCUCGCAAAGAUUUAUUAGAUGAUGAUUUACGUUACAGUUGAAGUAUAAGGGGACAUAGGAGAAUUGAUCGCUAAAUAAGUUUAACACCUCCGACGGAAUGUUUAUAGCCGUGUUUCUUUCGAAGCGUCAUAGUAUUAUGAAUGGUCAAUGGCCUGAGGUCAGUGUCCUUGAAAGGGUUAACACGGCAGUGUCUAUUGUCGUGUCGCGUGUUACGUCACUAAGUCACGUUUGAACGAUUGUUCGUCGCCAAUGUGAAACAUAUCGAUGUACGAUUUUGAAGCAUUUUUUAAAUCAUGUGCUUUGCCUUUGUAUUGUAACAUGUGGUCGAGAUUUUCAGUUAAUCUUUUAUAAAUAUAAGUGAUAGUUUUACA
Molecule: messenger RNA, 2088 nt
Organism: Pectinophora gossypiella (pink bollworm)
Lineage: Eukaryota; Metazoa; Arthropoda; Insecta; Lepidoptera; Gelechiidae
Gene: Got2
Product: aspartate aminotransferase, mitochondrial
Exons: 9
Coding region: 103-1398 (431 amino acids)
Biological process (GO): biosynthetic process; L-aspartate catabolic process
Cellular component (GO): mitochondrion
Molecular function (GO): L-aspartate:2-oxoglutarate transaminase activity; pyridoxal phosphate binding
Source: RefSeq, a predicted model, not a curated record